Messenger RNA from Astyanax mexicanus (Mexican tetra), 4240 nucleotides. RefSeq names its product protein kinase C, iota (gene prkci). The transcript has 18 exons. The coding region runs from base 229 to 1986 and encodes 585 amino acids. NCBI's taxonomy places the organism in Eukaryota, Metazoa, Chordata, Actinopteri, Characiformes, Acestrorhamphidae. Gene Ontology annotation, biological process: protein phosphorylation. Gene Ontology annotation, molecular function: protein binding; ATP binding; protein serine/threonine kinase activity. The record is from RefSeq and is a predicted model, not a curated record.
CAGUCUGUUGUGGGGGGAGUCGAGACUCCGGCUGUGUUCUCCAGACCAGGCCGCCGCUGUUGUGUUUCGGUCAGACCCGCUCACAGCCUGCCUUUAGCCCGUUUACAGCUCCGUUCUGUUCCGCGGACACACCCAGGAGGACCGGCUCCGCUGACCGGCACUAGCUUAAACCGUAGUCGAGCCGGAUAAGGCGGUUUUCUCCGGGGCUUCGCUGGCUGGCGGUUCACGAUGCCGACGGUGCGGGACAGCACUGCGACCCACCCGGGGGAGAACCAGCACCAGGUCCGGGUGAAGGCCUACUACCGCGGGGACAUCAUGAUCACGCAUUUUGAGCCGUCCAUCUCCUAUGAGGGUCUGUACAGCGAGGUGAGGGACAUGUGUUCUCUCGACAAUGACCAGCUCUUCACCAUGAAGUGGAUCGAUGAGGAAGGUGACCCGUGUACAGUAUCAUCUCAGCUGGAGCUGGAGGAAGCACUUAGGCUGUAUGAACUGAACAAAGAUUCAGAACUCAUCAUUCAUGUGUUUCCCUGCAUUCCCGAGAAGCCAGGAAUGCCCUGUCCAGGAGAAGACAAAUCUAUAUAUCGGCGUGGAGCACGACGCUGGAGGAAGCUCUACUAUGCAAAUGGCCACGCCUUCCAGGCCAAACGCUUCAACAGACGGGCUCACUGUGCUAUCUGUACAGACCGAAUCUGGGGUCUCGGCCGGCAGGGCUAUAAAUGCAUCAACUGCAAACUACUGGUACACAAAAAAUGCCACAAACUCGUCACAGUGGAGUGCGGCCGACAGAUGAUACAGGAGCCGAUGCCAGGCCGAGGGGACCAGAUGACACACCCACAUGAUCCCACAGAGAUAGUUCACAAAAACUCCACUGAAAGCAUCAACCAUGAUGAAGAGCAUGAGGCGGGGGGCAGCAGAGACCCUGGUAAAGCCACCUCCAGUCUGGGUCUGGCUGAUUUUGACCUGCUGAGGGUGAUCGGCCGCGGAAGCUACGCGAAAGUGCUGCUGGUCCGGCUGAAGAAAACAGAAAGAAUUUACGCCAUGAAGGUGGUAAAGAAGGAACUGGUGAACGAUGAUGAGGACAUUGAUUGGGUCCAAACAGAAAAGCAUGUGUUUGAACAGGCGUCUAAUCACCCGUUCCUGGUGGGUCUUCACUCCUGCUUCCAGACUGAGAGCAGGCUGUUCUUCGUGAUCGAGUAUGUAAAUGGAGGAGACCUGAUGUUCCACAUGCAGCGGCAGAGGAAACUUCCGGAAGAGCACGCCAGGUUUUAUUCUGCUGAAAUCAGUCUGGCACUGAACUACCUGCAUGAACGAGGAAUCAUCUACAGAGACCUCAAACUGGACAAUGUCCUGCUAGAGUCUGAGGGACACAUCAAACUCACUGACUAUGGCAUGUGCAAGGAGGGGCUUAGGCCAGGAGACACUACCAGCACCUUCUGUGGCACCCCCAACUAUAUUGCCCCUGAAAUCCUGAGAGGAGAGGACUACGGUUUCAGUGUGGACUGGUGGGCGUUAGGUGUGCUGAUGUUCGAGAUGAUGGCAGGCCGGUCUCCGUUUGACAUCGUGGGCAGCUCAGAUAACCCUGACCAGAACACUGAGGAUUAUCUGUUCCAGGUGAUCUUGGAGAAGCAGAUUAGGAUCCCCAGGUCAUUGUCAGUGAAAGCAGCCAGCGUCCUGAAAGGAUUCCUUAACAAGGAGCCGAAGGAGCGUCUGGGCUGUCACCCCCAGACAGGCUUUGCUGACAUCAUGGCUCAUCCUUUCUUCCGAAAUGUAGAUUGGGACCUGAUGGAGCAGAAGCAGGUUGUUCCGCCCUUCAAGCCAAACAUUUCUGGAGAGUUCGGUUUGGACAAUUUCGAUGCUCAGUUUACCAAUGAGCCAAUCCAGCUCACACCGGAUGAUGAUGAUGUGGUGAAGAAGAUUGAUCAGUCUGAGUUCGAAGGCUUCGAGUACAUCAACCCCCUGCUCAUGUCUGCGGAGGAGUGUGUGUGAGCGUCUACACAACACACACCGUGUGUUUGCAGUGGAGUAAGGGGGUGUUGGACCUCCUCAUCUUUUGCCAAACAUCUCUCUGUCUCUCUCUAUUUCUCUCUCUUUCUCUGCCAUAUAAAACCACUCGUCCUUAAAGGCUGUUCUCCCUUUUCCUUUUUAUUUUUUUUCUUUGUUUUUCUACCAUGCAAAGCUGCACUGAUUGGAGGAUAUAUUGACUAUUGCCUUCUCUGAUUGGUCAGUGUAGAUCAGAGCAGGGUUUGUGUUACUGGACACUAGAGCAGAGCGGUUAGUGUGGGCUAUUUUGGACAGGGGGAUAUUUUUAUUUGUACAUAUCUAAAGGAAACAACAGGCAGAUAUAGUAGAACCAUUUUUAAAGUACUGGGAUUCUUAAAGGACGUUUCCUAGAACCUCUCAGCAUGGUCCACCGAUGUUUAGCCUUUAUUUUAUACUUAUUUUGUGCUCUUUUUAAUUUAAUGAUGUAGUAAUAUGUGGAAUAUGCUGAGUAUGGCCAGAAUGAAGCAGAGGAACAUAGACAUUAACACUACAGUCUCCCCUCAUUGUGAACACUAAUAGUCUUCAGCUGAAAGAGAACCAAUAACUGAGGGAGGUUCAGGUCAGCAGCUUGUGAAGCAGGACCAAAAUUGAGCUGUAAAAACCUAAAGACAGGCCUGAGGGACGAGUAGCUUCAAUGCAGCCUCUCACUACAGGUCUCUGUAUGAGCACACUACAGGCUUAUAAUCGCCAAACUGAUGAACAUGUCACCAGAGAUGGCAAAUCCAUGUCUAGAAAGUUAGAAUCUAUGACAGGAUUUUGUUCCUACUGCCUGAAUGACUCUUAUAUAACGCUGAGCUACAGCAGAGCCAUCUAGGCAGGUGUUACAAUUUUGUGGGGUGGAAUUUUACUUUCUAGAUCUGGAUGUGCUGGCUUCAGCAUUUCCUUUCUAUCUUUUUAGUGUAGUUAUUUGUUGUUUUAUAGGGUUCUGGAACAAAUUAAGAGUCUAUGAAUAUGUAUGCAUUAUGUUUCCCUCUUCAGUGUUUAACAGUUAGCUUAUUUUCUGUUUAAUUUUGAUAUUUCCAAACCUCACAGACAGAUACACACACGAACUCCAAAACAAAAACUGCAGCAGAAGAAAAAAAAAGCAAAACUUUCAAUGAAAUUCAGUGUAAAAUAAUUUUAUUCUGAGCCAUUUUAAAACAUUUCUAUUUGUCUGUUCCUCAGAGACAUAUUUAUCAUUUACCUGCCAAAUUCACAUUAUAGCAUGGUUCAACUGCAUAUAUUUGACGUUGUGAGUGUAAAUAUGUCAACUUUUCUACAUACAGACUUUUAUGCAUUGUAUUACACAACUACUGACUCAUUGACUUUAUUGACUCAGUUUGACAUAACUUACAGAAUAAAACAUUAAAUGUGUCUUAAGCAGAAUUCAUGAAAUGUUAAAUAUGUUGAAUAAUUGUAUACGUUUAAUUCAGUAAGUAUAUUAAAAUUGUUUCAAAUGUACAGAAGAAAUGGCAUUUCAAACUGUCAAUUAAACAAGCAUUGCACAAACUGUUGCAUGCACAUACAUAUAUUUAAACAUAUAUUUAAAUAAGUUAAGCUUGCUGUCAUGCAAAAAGCUUUAUAUUUAUAUAAACCUGAACAAUAACAAAUAGAAAUGUUUAAAAGUUCCUAGAAUGUAUUUUUACAUUAAAAUCAACUGAAGGUUUUCCUUCUCCUGUUGCAGUUCUGGAGAUAUAAGGUUUUUGUACUGUACUGUCAUGGUUGCUUUGGUGUAGCAUUAAAUGGACCUCAGAGACUAAUGACCAAAUUACACACUUUAACACUACAUCUACAGAAACACACACACACAGCACUCAUUCCAGCCCAGCAGAUGUGGGGUCACAGAUGUUGGUGGUGAGGAGUCCGUUAGCACCCCGGUGCAACAAAUGAUUGAACCAUUUACACUUCAUUACACAUUCCUCUACAGAACCAUCAGUGACCAUUACAUACUUCACACACUCUCCAAACACACACACACACUGCACCAAUCACAGCUAAAAACUCACUCCUUUUUUUUUUACUUUGUUACUUUGAGCUGUAAGUUAACUCUCUGAGCUCUCUGUCUGGUUGUGAGGACCGUGGUGUGGUCACACACUCAGCAGCAGUUCUUUAAUAUGAGAAGAAAAUAAUCAGCUCUUCUUCCUCUUCUGUUACCUGAUGAAGCUUCUGUCCAAUGAAAAACAUUAAAACAUCUGUUUAAAUAAAAAAGAUUCAAACUGUU